Molecule: messenger RNA, 1559 nt
Organism: Cimex lectularius (bed bug)
Lineage: Eukaryota; Metazoa; Arthropoda; Insecta; Hemiptera; Cimicidae
Gene: Dic1
Product: mitochondrial dicarboxylate carrier
Exons: 7
Coding region: 294-1166 (290 amino acids)
Biological process (GO): oxaloacetate transport; phosphate ion transmembrane transport; succinate transmembrane transport
Molecular function (GO): thiosulfate transmembrane transporter activity; malate transmembrane transporter activity; succinate transmembrane transporter activity
Source: RefSeq, a predicted model, not a curated record
UCGUCGUGACGAACUCGUCCGGAAUACACGUUAGAGUGCCGGUUUCGAAAAAAAAAUAAAAUAAAAUAAACGUAAAGCACGCUUUUUAAUUUUUCCACCCUGUGUCGAAAUCAACCGUUGUAUUUAUUCAGUUCCAAGAAACUUUCGGAAAAUUUCCCAAAACUUUCAUGAAUGAGAAACGAGCCGGCCUCCCGUCAACCCGUCGGGCAAUGAUGUAACGAGUCCUUGGGUUAACAACUUAUCUGAAAUGGACAAAACAAGGCCAGUAGGCAAGUUCCCUCGAUCCAGGUGAGAUGACGAAGAAAGGCGAAGGGAAAGUUGCCCGGUGGUACUUCGGAGGGCUCUCCUCAGCAGGAGCUGCCUGCUUUACGCACCCCCUGGAUCUACUCAAGGUACAACUACAGACUCAGCAGGAGACGAAACUAGGUGUCAUCAAACUCACGACGAACAUCAUCAAACAAGAUGGCAUCUUGUCGUUGUACAAUGGAAUUUCGGCUUCUCUCCUCAGACAGCUCACCUAUUCCACUGCACGGUUUGGCAUAUAUGAGGUACUUAAUCAGUCGCACAAUGGUGACGGUCCUGUACCUUUCUACAAGAAGGUCGUAAUUGCCGGGUUGGCUGGUGCCGCAGGCGGUGUCGUUGGAUCACCGGCAGACCUUGUUAAUGUCCGAAUGCAGAAUGAUAUCAAACUAGCUCCAGAACAGAGGCGAAACUAUAAAAAUGCUGUAGAUGGCCUGUAUCGAGUUUUGACUGAAGAGGGGCCAAGACGGUGUUUCUCAGGUGCAAGUAUGGCGACUUCGAGAGCAAUAUUUAUGACAAUAGGACAAUUGGCAUUCUAUGACUUAUUCAAGUCCUUUAUUCUAAGCUUCACUACUUUUGGAGACACACCCACAACACACUUCCUAGCCAGUUUAGGAGCUGGAGGUGUAGCUACUAUAAUGACCCAACCAUUGGAUGUUAUGAAGACUAGAGCAAUGAAUGCCAAAGCAGGGGAAUUCAAAAACAUGGCAGAUUUAUUUUUUUAUACAGCCAAACUUGGACCCCUAGGUUUUUUCAAAGGUUUUGUUCCUGCAUUUGUACGCUUGGCACCGCAAACAAUCCUAACAUUCCUUUUUAUGGAGCAACUCAGGGCAAAUUUUGGAAUGGAGAAGAAGAUCAAAUGUUAAACAAGGACAUCCUGCCAUUAACUGUUUAUAGUUGGUUGAAAAUAUUCAUUGAUAAUUUUGCAAUUGCACUAUCAAAUUCAAUUCACUGUUUAAAAGCAGGAAAAUUAAAUUCCCCUCUUGUCCAAAUUUGAUGUUGUUUACUACAGGGUUAUUUAAACCGUGAUGUAUAAUUAAAUAGUUUUAAUGUUAAAAACUGGGUAAAAAUUAUUUUUACAACUCUUCAGUUUUGAUUUUUAGGUGCUAUUUACUAGCUUUUUUCUUGACCAAACAUUUUGUCUUUCCUUCCAAAGGAAAAUCUCUGUUGACAUGUGAAUUUUUUACUCUAGUUGAUGUUGUUAAGUUUGGAAAAAUUCUAAUUUUUAUAUCUAUUGGUUAUAUAAUUUAUUUUUAACA